AUGCAGCUGGGCAGGCGGGACCCAGCCCAGGAGCGCAACCGGGCAGGGAGCAGCGCCUGUGACUCCGACAGCAGCUCGGCCCGCUCCCCAUGGGACAGCAGCAGCGCCUGCGACUCGGACGGCAGCUUGGCCGAUGGACGCUUCUGCUUCGUUCAAGUGGCAGCAGGAGUCACCCUGUCCCCUUCUCUCCCUGGUGCAGGGUCCGCCAGGGCCUCUGAGGACGAGCAGGAGGAGGAGGAGGAGGAGGAGGAGGAAUGGGUUGACGUGGUAACAGAGGAGGCUGCUCUCAAAAACAUCCGAGAGCAGCUCCAGGGCCGAGAAAAGGACGAGGCGCAGCAGCUCGUGUUCCUACACGCCAUCCACCCUGCGUGUCUCGCUGCACAGCAGAGAGGGCAGGACACAUUGGAGCCGCGCUGCUGCAAGGCAGCUGUGGUGGAGAGGAUUGUGGAGCUCAUUGAGGAGCUUCCUGAUGACUCUCCGCCCGGCCCCGUCCUGGCCAACUGCCUGAUCGCUGUGGCCAACCUCAGCACCAUGACACCUGCCUUGGAGCCGGAGCUGGAGACCCACCUCCUCCGAGCUGCUCUGCAUGCCGUUUUCACCUUGGACACGCGGACGGACACCACCCAAGUCCAGGAUCUGCAUAGGGUCAUGCCAGACCUCCUGGACGCCAUGCUGGGGAACCUGCUGGCAAAGUCCCCAGAUACCAACAAGCUCCACUACAUCUUGGAGCACAUUAACUACUGGAUGGUGUCCAGGGUGUCGCGUGAGAGAGCCAGGGCCAUUAGGAGCAGCGGGGCCCUGCUCACCUCCAUCAUCACCCUCCCUGACUUUGACAACUCAGCCGAAUUCCCCGAGAUGGGUCACCACGUGGCACAGCUGGCUCUGUCCAUCGGUGACCCAGACAAGGACAUCAGCCGGCAGGCCAGGGAGGGGGUUUUCCGGCUCUACCAACUGUUGCUGCACCAGAGGGACCUGACCAUCCACGAGGCCGAAGAGCUGUGGCUCCGGGACUGGCACCAGGACAGCAGGCUCCUCGGCUAUAAAAACACAGCCAGGGUCGGGGAGGUCUUUGGAAAGUUAUUCUCGGAGGGGCAGAGACGCUUCUUCCUGCGGACGGCAGUGCUGGCCAUGCACAACCCCCGGCUGCGUGUCAGCCAGGCUGGGCUGCUCCUCACUUACUCCCUGCUGGGGCAAGCCCAGCAGCUGCUGGGGGACAAGCAGGAGGAGGUCACCUAUAAGGUGACGCAACAACUGCAUAUCAUCCACAACUUGCACCAAGUGCCUGAGGCGGUGCAGGAGCUCUGCCUCCGAGGCCACCAGAUACUCCCGCUCCCUGUAAACGAGGAGUGUCGUCAGACUGAGUGGUCUCCCUCCGAGUGGGAGAGCAAGAGACCCCCUACACGCCCCUUGGAGGGUGGAGCCUAUAUUGCCCCGCCCCCCUCACCGUCAGGACCGGGGCGUGGCCAGAAGUAUAAAAGGCCGGCCGUGCUGCACAGUGGGGGGAGAGCCUGCAAGAGAGGAGGACGCUCAGCCUGUUCUCCAGAGGCCCUGACAGGAUCCCCAGGCGUGGACGAGGACUGGCCCGGAGUCCUCGCUGCGGUUUACUCCAAGGAGCCGGAAGAGGCCUGGAGGCCGCGGGUACCAAACCCUGGGGAAGCAGGAAGUAGCCCAGGGGCAGCCCCGGAGCAGCCGGCUGCAGAGCCCAGCACGGCUCAGUCGGCGUGUUGGGGCAGGAUCCCCGCCGACGCAGAGGCAGCCAAUCCUGCCCCUGCCAGGACCUUGUGCUGGGACACGGUGGAGUAGGGUGGGCCGAGUGGCUGACCCCCUACACGGUGCAAGGAGGCUCUAGCCCCGCCCAAGCUAGAGCCAGCCCUGUCAAGACUGUUUGCUUGCUGGCUUCCUGGUUCCACCCAAGCCAGAGCCCGUCCUUGAAGACUGGUUGUUUGUGGGCUGCUUGGGCUCUGCCCAGGCCGGAGCCACUCUGGUAGACUGUGCUGGGGGCUGACCACUUGAGCGACCCCAGCCCGGCAGGGCCGGCUCUACCAUUUUUACCACCACAAGGAAAAACAAAAAGGCGGCUCGGACUGCUGCUGCCCAAACUGCUGAAGCUGCCCGGACUCUGCUGCCCCAGGAAUGGCCGGUUUGCCGCCCCUUAGCAUGUGCCGCCCCAGGCACGUGCUGGCUCCGCUGGUGCCUGGAGCCGGCCCUGCAGCCCAGGCCGCAGCCUGGUAACGACAGUUGACUACUGUGGUGCGGUGACUGCCCCAUGCCCAUGCAAGAGGGCUCUUGAGUAGGCCAGAGCGGCUGUGCGGGCUGGCAGCCAAUCAGAGAAGGGCCUACUGAGAGCUAAUCGGGGCCGAGAUUAAAGCCAGCCAAUCAGGGCUAGGCUAGGCCCUAUAUAAUGGCUGCCCAGGAGCACAGCAGGCAGUCUGUCCCAGACCUUCAUGGAGGAAGGUCUUUCUCCAGAGCAGGAGACUGGAACCUCGGACAGAGCAGUGCUGGGCAGACUCAUGGGGAGCAUAGUAGAGCUCCGGCCCAAGACCUGCCAGACUGCGGACCCUGAUAGAAAGGGCCUAGAGGGUGCGAGGGGCCGGAGGGGAAGUGGCCCAGGGACAGUUGGACAAGGGGAGAGAAGGAGAGCAAGGAGGCUCCCACUAGAGGGUCCCUGGGUUGGUACCCAGAGUAGUGGGCAGGCGUAGGUCCCCCCCUUCCCUCUUGUACUGCACCAGGCCACGCGGUGGCCUAGACAACUUCCAACCAGCCCUUGAGACAAUGGGUUAGACUUUGGGGGCUGUGGUUGGCCACUGAGGCAGGUGCAAGGACUGUUGGUAAUCCCUCCGGAAGGGGGUGAGCAUGGACUAAGGGGCACUGCCAGAGAGCAGUGGCCUGAAGAAGGACACCGUCAAGUGGGGAGCAACGCGGGUCCAGACGCCAAGGGAGGACAAGAGACGGACAGGACACCGCCAGCAGAGCGCGCUUCCCAUAGACUGAGCUAAUUACCAGAGCGCCCAGCGGGAGGCGCCGUGGUGAUGAGCUCCAACUCCGUCACACGUGGUGGAGAAUGCAGGCACAGGCGGUCUGCCGCAAUGCUAAGGGCAAGAGCGAGGACUAGGCAGAGUGCCACAUUGAGAGACUGAGAGAAAAUGGUGGAGAAAAGAGCCUUCUAUUGGAGGCCUGGGUGGCUCAGCUCGCCGAGCAGCAGAGGGAGUUGUUCUGGCUGCUGCGGGGGUCGGCCCCCAGACCAAACGAAAUCCGGCCCCAUGGGCGAGAGGCCAGGGCUGGGAACUCUGAAUUGCUUCGGUGACGGGGACACUACAGAAGGGAGUGUCGCUCCUGGGAGGGGGCAGAGAGGCCCCACCCAGAAAAGGCUCCCCCUGGUUGUUGCGUCUGAGGGGAGCCGGGGCACCUGAAGAGAAGGAAGGGCCAGGGCCCAAACAAGCAGGAGUAGGGACAUGGCAGGGGGAAGACCCAGAAAGUGCUUCCACUGCCACAAAGGGGGACAUUUAAGGAGGCACUGCCCCCUGAGGCAGAAAGUGGGGGUGUCUGAGACAAGGGUUCGGUCUGAGACCCCAUCCAGGGAAGGGGUGGUGAAAACCGAGGACCCUAGAGAGAAAGGGGCUGGGGCAGAGAGGCCCCACUGAAAUGAGAGGACCCACAUAGGAGCCAGGAGGGCCAAUGUGGGAACCCAAACACAAGGAGGAACCCCCGUAGGACCAGGGUGGUCUACAGUGGGAACCCAGACCCUAGAGGUGCGGAGCAGGUUGCUCCAGACUGUGGAGGGUCUGAGAGAGGAAAGGGAUGCCCUGCGGGCCCAGCUGUGAGGGAAGCUGGGGCGAUAGGGACCCCCUUCCCCCCCACCCCAUGAGCAUUCUUAAGGGGGAGGGGGGUGGUGGGGUGGCUGCCCCACCCCCAUGUGAGAGGGGCUAGAGUAGGCCAGAACGGCUGCGCAGGCCGGUAGCCAGUCAAGGAAGGGCCUGCUGAGAGCCACUCGGCCGAGAUAAGAGCUGACCUUCCGCUCCUUAGCCCCAGCCCUUGCUGGGAAGCAGAGCCCCUGCGAGCUGAAAGUCGCCUCUCCCAGAGCCGCAGACACGGGGAGCGGCAGGAUUGCAGGCGGGGCUGAGCUCCAAGCUGGGCCAGCAAUGCACAGGCGGGCGAGAGGACUCGAUUCCUGUUUUGAAGACAGACUUGAUCAUGAGGAACCUGGGGGCCUCAGUCCCUUCAGCGACUGUAAUAGGCUCUGCCGCAGUCAGCUUAGGCAGAGGUGGACUCUGUUCUAGGCAAGGGACUUUUGGACAGAGCCUCAGAGGUAGCUGGUGCCUAACUCCCAGUUAAACCAAUAGGAGUUAGGUGCCUAAAUACCUUGGAGGAUGGGGCCUACAUGCCACGCAGAGGAGAGCAGAGGCAGAGGUGGCAGGGGCCUGGUUUAAUGGAAGGGGGCUGCUCUCAGCAGUGGCUCCUUGCCUCUGGAAGUGCCUCAGAGGCUGGCUCCCAGCCUCUGUGGGUUUGUUGCCCUUGUGACCUGCAGAUUCUCGCAGCCCUCUGGGGUGCCCAAGGAACCCAUCCACUUGAGAGAGGAACUGUGGUAAGAGGGAACCACGCUCACCCGAACACCCGUUUGGGCAUCGGAUCCCACUGCACCCUUGUCGAGAGGCAACCCCACCGCCAUGCUAGGGGACUUCUAAGGGUUCACUUGUGCUGUCCAACCCCAUUUACUCUAGUUAGGGGACUGAUAUUUGACAGCUACUUUAAACCAUAAAGGAGGGUUAUGGACAAAGCCUGAACUCUCCCUCUAGAAUGAUCUCUGGGCAAAGCAGUUCUAUUUCUGCUCUUCGGCAGUGGACUAGCCUAGAUGCAGACUCCCAGUGGAGGGGAUGUAGUCAGUCGGGAAGGAUUUCUGGAAUAUCAAAGGCCAGGCUGAGAGAGAGACUAGCUAACCUGCCAGAAACCCUGCUACUAGCCCCUUGCAUUCUGCUCCAGAGCCCCAAAAAUGCUCCCUGCAGAAACUGUGGCUACAGGGAAUGGGGAGAGUGACUGGACUGGUUCCUUUGGCCGCUGAGUACUAAAUACUCUGACUUUGUCCCUUUAAAGUGUACUUCUAGCAUUUGGCUGGUUUUUACUCAAAACAAGAAAAUAGGAUUCAGCGGCUGCCAGAUAAUUAUUUCCAGC
Messenger RNA from Mauremys reevesii (Reeves's turtle), 5166 nucleotides. Its product is annotated as maestro heat-like repeat-containing protein family member 7. The transcript is spliced from 12 exons. The record is from RefSeq and is a predicted model, not a curated record. Gene Ontology annotation, cellular component: cytoplasm. NCBI's taxonomy places the organism in Eukaryota, Metazoa, Chordata, Testudines, Geoemydidae. Bases 1 to 1803 code for a protein of 600 amino acids.